AUGGCUGCUGCAGACGAUGUACCUGCAGGGGAGCCGCCCAAGACGCCUCGCAACCGCACCUUUCGAGGGAAGAGCGUUUCUCGCUUCAACCUGUUCCGCGAUUCAGAUGCGCAGAGUUCGCCCGGCUCCAAGAGCAUCCGCAACCUGCCUGCGUCUAUUUCGCUCUCGCAAGCUCCUCCGUUGCCAGACGCGCCGCCAAUCCCCAACUUUGUGCUCAGCGCAAACCCCAAAAACGACUCGAGCCCCUCGCAACGCCGAUUCUUUGGUGGUGAGCUGAAGCCGCCGCCCUCGCCCUCGGCCAGGUCCUUCAUUUCUGAGCCCGGAUCGCCCUUUGGCUCGCACUUUGGCACACCAUUGAGCAGGACUGCCAGCAGGACCGAGAGGGAGAUUGACGAACUCGCCGCACAGCUGGAUUUUGAAAUCGAGGAGGCGCAUCGCAAAAAGGCAGAGGCCCUACAGAGCUGCAAGGAGGACGACGCUGCUCGCUGCGAAGACGACGUCGCGCGACUCGAAGCCGAAAGGGACCUUGUUAUUGACGAGCAGAGGAAAUUCGACUUGGCUCGACUUCAGGCGAAGCCGCCUUCGACUCCAUCCGCAAAGCCGAAGAAGGUCCUUGAGAAGCUGAACCUCUUCUCGAGAAGCAGGAAACCGAGCACCAACUUCAUUCAGCCGCCACUGACCCCUCUACCACCGGCUACCCCAAAUAGCAUCGCACCCUCUGUUUUUACACCCACACCUAGCAUCAGCCGAAGAAGCAGCCUCGACGACUCUCCUCCGCUGCACCCCUCGCAAAGGAUGAGCUUCAUUCGACCACACCCGGAUGGCGAUGCGCCAAUCUCUGCCAUUAAUGGCGGUGAACGACGCAUCACUGUUCGAUGUCUAUCGUCAACCAUUAACCUGGAAGUGACUGCUGAUACUACGCCGGAGGAUAUCCUCAUCGCAACGGCUGCUCAGACACGGCAUGACAUUGAUGUCGAAACCAGUGUCGUCAUUGAGUGCUAUGACACUCUUGGGCUAGAAAGGCGCAUGCGACGCUAUGAGCAUGUACGAGACACCUUGAAUUCUUGGGAUCGUGACCAGGACAAUUCACUCUUGGUUAUGCCUUGUGACACGCCGGGAGAUGACGACAACCUCGAACUCUCCUCUGUCCCGCAGACGGAUGAGCCUGCGCCUGGCUUCACUAUUCAGCUCUAUCAUUCCCCUCGCCCUGGCAAGUGGAGCAAAAGGUUCAUCACCUUGCUAAGCACCGGCCAAAUAUAUGCUUCUAAGCGCGCUGAUGCGCAGCCUGCGGACAAAGAUAGCACAUCGUUGUGCCACCUAACGGACUUUGACAUUUAUAAGCCGAAGGAGAGUGAGCUGAAGCGGCAUCUCAAGCCUCCCAAAAAGAUCUGCUAUGCCAUCAAGAGCCAGCAGAAGACAGUCGUCUUUCCCAAUGGAGAGAAUUUUGUCCACUUUUUCUGUACGGACGAUGCUGCCGUAGCCCGGAGAUUCUUCGACCAAGUGCAUGCUUGGCGAAGCUGGUACAUCGUCAACAAGAUAACGCACUCACGCCCGAUAGAGAGGUCUCCGCCUCUUGAUCUGAGCAUUGAAAGCAUCAAGAUGCCAAUCAUCCCUGAGAAGUCUCCACGAGUCUCUAGCGGCUUGACCCUUUCUACUGGAUCCUUCAUAGACGAGAGCGACUUUACCAGGGCCAUUGAGGAGUCUACCAGGAAGCUGGCUCUGGAGGCCCAGCUCAAUAAAAACAAGCCUAGAGGAAGGAAGGCCUCUAGUGCAUCCGUCGCCCACAGCGUGAAAGAAACGUUUUCGCCUACUGGCUUACUAGGAGAGGGGUAUGAAAAGCGCAAGGAGGAGGCAGCGGCGGCAAGCGAGACUACAACCGACAUCAAAAGCCCUACUGUCAAGAAGCUUGAGGGCCCAUUCACCGAAGGCCCGUCAUUGCUGAAUAGCAUCGGAUUAUCAUCCCCCAAAUCCCCCAAAUCUCCCGAACAGCCCCCGGUGAAGUCUUGGUUCCCAUCCGCUGCCGAACACAGCGCGCGCAACCGAACUGCUUCGAUUUCUCUUCGACGGCCUGUGACAGCUGACCCCUCAACUCAGUCUGAUCAUGGAAAGGGGCCGGCGCCGCUUCUAAACUUUGCUUCCAAUUUCCCAGAGCCUCCACGGCCCCGAGAAGGCCCUCGGCAGGGCCCCGGAUCGAGACGCGGCCAAGGGUUGCGCCCUCCACCAGGCUCGCCCCUCGUCAACUUUGCAACUGGGGGACAACAAGGACCACCAGGAUCACCAGGAGGAAGACCCGGCCCACCUCUUGCCGGCGCUCCUCUACCGCAGCCGGGCCCGCGAAACCGCAGCCGCUCUAUUGCCAGUUCCAAUGGCGGAGGUGGCUCUCGACGCAUGCCUGGCGCCGAAGACCUCCCUUCGGCAUCUUCACAAAACCGGGCCCCCGGCCCACGAUCGAGCCGGAUGCCCCCCCCCCCUUCUCCUCACGGCCCCGCGCUGCAGCACCGUGAUCAUCGCCGUCCGGGUCCUUUGUUGCAGGAACGCCAAGAGCGUCCCAAAGAACGGCCCAGGGAACGUCCUCAAGAGCGACGGCCAGGGCCUCUAGUCAACUCAGCCCGAUAG
Molecule: messenger RNA, 2616 nt
Organism: Trichoderma harzianum CBS 226.95
Lineage: Eukaryota; Fungi; Ascomycota; Sordariomycetes; Hypocreales; Hypocreaceae
Exons: 2
Coding region: 1-2616 (871 amino acids)
Source: RefSeq, a predicted model, not a curated record